CUAUGCGUCGGCACGAUCGCGCACCACCACUCCGGGAUCGGCGGGGGCAGCUUCGCGCUAGUCCGUCUCCCCUCCGGAGCGACGCACUUCGUGGACUUCCGGGAGGCGGCGCCGGCGGGGGCUACCGGGGAUAUGUUCCUGGCUCCCAACAGCAGCUCGCUUGUCGGAGGGCUGGCGGCAGCGGUGCCCGGCGAGCUCAGAGGGCUCGAGGAGUUAUCGCGGCGCUGGGGAAGGCUGAAGUGGGAGCAGCUGUUUCGGCCCGCGAUUAAGUAUGCGGAGGGUGGGUUCACGGUCAAUAUGGAUCUGGAUGCGGCGGGGAAUACGACUGCAUACCCGUUCUUGCUGCGGGAUGGGGCGUGGCGGAGGGAUUGGGCGCCCGGGGGGAAGAGGGUUGGGGUGGGCGAGGUGAUGUAUCGCAAAAGAUAUGCGAGAACGCUCAGGGCUAUCGCUAAGGGCGGCGCGGAUGUGUUCUAUAAGGGAGCUAUGGCGAGACGUACGGUGCGUGAGGUGCGGAGGCGCGGCGGGAUACUGACGGUGCGGGAUUUGGAGGGGUAUCGCGUUAAGCAUCGGAGGGUCAAUACUGCGCAUUAUAGGGGAUAUAAGUUGUCUGCGGGCAGUGCGCCGUCGAGUGGCGCGGUCGUGCUGAGUGCGCUGAAGAUUUUCGAGGGCUGGAACGGAACGGGGGACAGAGGGCUGGAAACACAUCGACUCGUUGAGGGAAUCAAGUUUGCGUAUGGCCAGCGGACACAGCUGGGGGAUCCAGAUUUCGUGGACGGCCUGGAGAAGUUCCAGAGGCAGAUGGUGAGUGAGGAGGUCGCAGCGGGGGUUAGGACACAAAUUCGAGAUGACGCAGUGCUACCGAAUAUUUCGUAUUACAAUCCGGAGGGAAUGGCCAGUCCGACACCGAAGGGAGGAACGUCCCAUAUCGCGACGCUGGACGCAGAGGGAAUGGCCGUUUCUCUCACCAGUACGAUCAACACCUUCUUCGGCAGCCAAGUGAUGACACCCUCCGACGGGAUCAUAAUGAACAACCAAAUGGACGACUUCAGCACUCCGGGCAGCUCCAACUUCUUCGGGUUCCUGCCCACACCCAACAACUACAUCCGACCGUUCAAACGCCCACUAUCCUCUGUAUCCACCGUGAUCGUCGAGACCCCCGACGGGCAGGUGUACUUUGUUAUCGGUGCCGCCGGCGGUAGUCGCAUAAUCACGGCGACGGUGCAAAAUGUGUGGCGCGUCCUCGAGAAAGGCCUAGAUGCUCGCGCGGCGCUGUCGUCUCCCCGUCUGCACGACCAGCUCUGGCCCAAUCUGACCAGCUUCGAGGUCGGCUACGAUUCCGCCGUGGUGGCGGACAUGGCGCGGCGCGGACACAACGUAACGUUCGUCCCCGCGCGCCCGGGAAUAGCCUCCGCCCAGGGCGUUAUGCGGUGCGCGGACGGAACAUUGCAGGCUGUUGGAGAGCCGAGGCAGUGGGGGAGUGGCGGGUUCGUGUGCGCGGCUUGAUCCAUGAUUGUAGUAGAUAUGGACCGGAUAUUGUGGUGGUGAUGGUGGUGGGUGAGAACAGGUGACUUGCAGGCUAGAGGUUGAGAUAGAGUUCGAGUUAGAGUUUUGACGGGACUGCUUGCUCUACAUAUCUACCGGUAUAUGUACGAUCUCCGUCUCCAUGGCCUUGCUCUAGCUGCCGUCGGCGUGCCAGUACGCACAUAUGUAGGUACCGGUAUGUAGGCACAUUCCUAAGUAUAUCUAUAGUUUGGUGAGGGGCAGGGAGGGAGGAAAAAAAACGACUGGUGUUGGUUCCUUCGGAGGCCGGAUGUCGAUGCUUCCGGUGCCGUCGAUACCGUAUCGCCCGGCGAAGAUCGAUCGGUGCGUGCUUACCAACCAACCAACCAACCAAGGAAGCGAAAACGUUAACCGCGUUAAAGUUGCAUGCGCAGCGAGCGAUGGAAGGGAAGGGGUCUUUUUGCCCAUCGCAGACCGGUACCAGGCUGUGGG
Messenger RNA from Tricharina praecox, 1992 nucleotides. RefSeq names its product gamma-glutamyltranspeptidase. The coding region runs from base 133 to 1503 and encodes 456 amino acids. Gene Ontology annotation, biological process: glutathione catabolic process. Gene Ontology annotation, cellular component: plasma membrane. The transcript has 4 exons. The record is from RefSeq and is a predicted model, not a curated record. Gene Ontology annotation, molecular function: glutathione gamma-glutamate hydrolase. NCBI's taxonomy places the organism in Eukaryota, Fungi, Ascomycota, Pezizomycetes, Pezizales, Pyronemataceae.